Pestalotiopsis fici W106-1 is the source of this 738-nucleotide messenger RNA. RefSeq lists its product as uncharacterized. Gene Ontology annotation, cellular component: cytoplasm. Gene Ontology annotation, biological process: carboxylic acid metabolic process. The record is from RefSeq and is a predicted model, not a curated record. The coding region runs from base 1 to 738 and encodes 245 amino acids. The transcript has a single exon. Gene Ontology annotation, molecular function: carboxy-lyase activity; pyridoxal phosphate binding. Lineage: Eukaryota; Fungi; Ascomycota; Sordariomycetes; Amphisphaeriales; Sporocadaceae.
AUGCCAAAGCUAACACAUGAUCAGCUGUUGCGAUCUGUCGAGGGGGCAACCAUACAGCAUUCCGGUACUGCAGUUGAGCACCAGGACGAAAAGCAACAAAGACUGUCCAGUCUUACUAGCAAGAUUGAAGACAUCUUGACCAGCUUUCCUGCAGAAGGCACCGGGCUCGAAGGGUUCUCCGAUGCUAUCAAUCUGCUAAGCAGCUAUUCGGUGAAUACAUCAUCUCGUGGCUUUCUGGGAAAACUGGUAUCGGGACCUUCACUGCCUGGCAUUGCUGCGGAUUUAUAUGUGUCCAUUCUCAAUAACAACGGCCAUGUGUGGCGAACUUCACCUGCUCUCUCCACCGUGGAGAGACACGUUAGUCUCGAGCUGGCCAAGCUAUUCGACCUGCGUGGUCCAUACGCCGGAGGUGUCACAGUGCCAGGUGGAGCUGCCGGCAGCAUGCUUGCCAUGUUGGUAGCCCGAAACAUUAUUUCUCCAGACGUCAAAAUCCAAGGACGCGCAUCCAAAAAGUACGCCAUUUUCGUGUCAGAGUCAGCACAUUACUCGAUAUCGAAUGCUGCCCAAAUCGUUGGGCUCGGGUCAGACUCUGUUAUCAGAGUGCCAACUGUGGACAAUGAGAUCAUGGACAUGCUUAGCCUUGAGAACCUGGUUCGCGCUGCAGUAGAUAGUGACAAGAUUCCAUUGAUGAUUUCUCACCUGAGCCGAUGUGUGAAGGGGGAACUGAAGACGAGAUGA